Conger conger (European conger) is the source of this 1500-nucleotide messenger RNA. RefSeq names its product GPN-loop GTPase 3 (gene gpn3). Gene Ontology annotation, molecular function: GTPase activity. Bases 179 to 1051 code for a protein of 290 amino acids. The record is from RefSeq and is a predicted model, not a curated record. Lineage: Eukaryota; Metazoa; Chordata; Actinopteri; Anguilliformes; Congridae. The transcript has 8 exons.
GACUUAAACAAGGAUCCGUAGUUUGGAGCCAUGGAACGGAAGAUGUCAUACAGGCAUGGUAGCGAUGUGACGCUCAACAUCUCUGGAAAGGAAUGGAACUGUUGAUUUAAAAAUACGAAAAAAAGCCGUCCUCUCACUGGUAUUUUAGCGUAGCUACUAUAAGGGGAGAGAAUAAGAAAUGCCUCGCUAUGCGCAGCUGGUGAUGGGCCCGGCGGGGAGCGGAAAAAGCACCUACUGUGCCACCAUGAUCCAUCACGCGGAGGCCAUCAAUCGGUCAGUGCAGGUGGUGAAUCUGGACCCCGCGGCCGAACACUUCGAGUACCCAGUGAUGGCAGACAUAAGGGAGCUGAUCCAGGUGGACGACGUGAUGGAGGACGACUCCCUGCGGUUUGGGCCGAACGGGGGCCUGGUCUUCUGUAUGGAGUAUUUUGCCAACAACUUUGACUGGCUGGAGGAGUGCCUGGGGCACGUAGAGGAUGACUACAUCCUGUUCGACUGCCCCGGUCAGAUCGAGCUCUAUACCCACCUGCCAGUGAUGAGGCAGCUGGUGGAACAGCUGCAGCAGUGGGAGUUCAGAGUGUGCGGGGUCUUCCUGGUCGACUCCCAGUUCAUGGUGGAGACCUUCAAGUUCAUCUCUGGUGUCAUGGCAGCCCUGAGUGCCAUGGUAACCUUGGAGAUUCCGCAGGUCAAUAUCAUGACCAAGAUGGACCUGCUCAGUCAGAAGGCCAAGAAAGAGAUUGAAAAGUACUUGGACCCAGACAUGUACUCCAUGAUGCAGGAUAAUGCCCUCACUCUAAGGAGCAAGAAGUUUGAGAAACUCACCACAGCAAUUUGUGGCCUGAUUGAGGACUACAGCAUGGUGCGCUUCCUGCCUUUCGACCGGACUGAUGAGGAGGGGAUAAACAUCGUGCUGCAGCACAUCGACUUCUCCAUCCAGUACGGAGAGGACCUGGAGUUCAAGGAGCCCAGGGAACCCGACGAGGAUCCAGACGAGGACGCCGAGCCCUCCGAGCCCUCCGACAGCUGCCGGUUCUUCCAGGCGGACGGCUGACACGAGCCACGCCGCAAAGCACGGCCAACGCGCUGCACGUCUUUAUGCGACAACUUCUGGACGUAGAAACAAAUGUGCGGAUCUCGGCUCACUGAGCUCACUGAGUUUAAUAAGGUCUUAUUAAUGCGGGUGAGCGAGGCUGCGGGUGCCUGACCGUUAGCUGGGGACUGUAGGAUUUCAUUUACAUUCUCCUGCUAUUGAUAAUUUUGUAACUUAUUAAUUUUUGUUCCUCUUUGUGUUCCAUAUUGGCCACUUAAGAUGUACUCAUUUUGUUUUGACUUUUUUUUUGUGUGUGUUUUACUCCUUCUUGUUUUAAGCUUUGUUCUCCAGUGUUGGUUUUAGACCAUUAGUUUCAGAUUUCAGGUUUCAAGUUCCAAAGUUUUAUUUUUUCUUGAUUUGCAACUGUACAUGUCUCAUAUAUUUUUCAAUAAAAAACAGUUGGUAUCUGG